AUGGCAUCCGCAUCGGUCAAGUCGCCGUUGAUUACGGCCUCACCCGCCGCCGCGCACGGCCACAACGCCGUGGUUAGCAGUCGAAGCAACAACAACAUCGGCAGCUACUUGUCCUCUCAAUACGCCAGCGACUACACUUCGCAAAAUGUCGGCGGAGAGCGCACACUGCUCAACACAAUCGCCAACUCCCACGUCCCUCCGAAUGCUCGUGUCGCCGGUGCAGCUGCGAUACCAGCAAAGCCACACACCUCCACGCCCUACACGUACGCUGACAACAACGAGCUGGGUGCAAAAGGCAACAGCAACGUUCACAACACCCACGAUCCCGAGCGUGAUCGGGAUCCGAUGCCAUACAUAACUGCUGGUCAGCGCCCGGGUGCGUCCACAUCUGUGACAGUUGCACCUGGUGGUGGUCGCUUCACCGAGGACUGGGAUGCGGCCCAACGAGGAAGCUCACUUGUGGAAAUUGCGCCCUCGGCAGGCGGUGGUGGCGGUGGAAGCGGCAGCGGCAGCGGGAGCAUCGACGGCGGCAGCACGCUGCCGCCGACACGGACUAACACGCUCAAGAAGAAGUCGUCCGUACGCCGGAGCGUCAGUUUGCACCGCAGUAGCAGCCGUCGGAGUAUUUUGGCUGGCAGCGUGCGCAGCUUGGCGCUGCAGAGCCACAGCGAUCUCGAUGAGUCUCGCAGUGCCUUCUUCUGCCCUGUCCCCACUAAAGGCAACCCGACAGACACGCUGGCGAACCGGUUUCAAGCUUGGAGAAAAAUCCUCAAAGACCUCAUCUCCUACCACCGCGAGAUCCACAACCAUUACGAACAGCGCGCAAAAUCAGUCCAGAAGUUGUCAGUCUCGCUAAACGCCGCAGCGCUACCGCCCGGGUUUAUCGUCAGCGGUGGCCUGGACGAUGCCACCCAGGUACUGCGCAACUUUCACAAGCAGGCUGUAGUGGAAGCUACAAAAGCGCGUGAGAUCGAAGACGACGUCAUUUUAGCACUAACAGGUCUGCGAAGCGAUCUCAACCAAAAGAUCAAAGAGAUUAAAAACAUCUCGGGCGACUUCCGCAAUUCCGUCAACAAAGAGAUGGACGCCACCAAGAAGGCCGUCAAGAAUCUGCAGGAUGUCAUAGGGCAAGCGGAGCUAGACUCCUCACUGACUACUGGCCGCCAAGAUCCGUAUCUCCUACGCUUAGCCGUUGACCGCCAGCUCGAGCGCCAGUUGCAGGAAGAAAACUACCUCCAUCAGGCGUUUUUGAACCUCGAGAAAUCUGGGCGUGAGCUAGAGGCCAUUGUCGUCGGCGAGAUUCAAAAGUCCUACAACGCUUAUGCGGGUAUCCUGAAACGGGAGGCCGGUGCCGCAUGGGCGACAGUUGAUGAGCUGCGAUCAGGGCCCGUGGCGAUGCCAAAGGACCAGGAGUGGAUGUCAUUUAUCCGCGGCAACGACGAAUUUGUGGAUCCAGAAACACCCAUACGGUCGAUCCAGCAAAUUUAUUACCCCGGUCAAAACCACGAUUCCUGUCAAGAGAUCCGGGCCGGCCUGCUUGAGCGCAAGAGCAAGUACCUCAAGAGCUAUACGGCGGGGUGGUAUGUUCUCUCGCCGACACACCUUCACGAGUUCAAGUCGGCAGAUAAAAUGCAGGCGCCGGUGAUGUCUUUGUACCUACCAGAACAAAAGCUCGGAUCACACUCGGUUGAGGCCGCCAAAUCCAGCAAGUUUGUGCUUAAAGGGCGACAGACCGGAUCCAUGCACCGUGGUCACACGUGGGUUUUCCGCGCUGAGAGUUACGAUACCAUGAUGGCCUGGUAUGAAGAUAUCAAGGCCCUGACCGAGAAGACACCUCAGGAACGCAACGAGUAUGCCCAUGCACGUGGACUGCAACAUUCGAGAAGUGUUAGCCGUGCAUCACAAUACACAUACAGCAGCGACGGCUAUGUCAAUGAGGAUGACGACGAUGACGAGCCGUUUGCUAACGGCUCGCGGGCUGCCGUGACAGGCGCCUCUCUCCGAGAUAAUGUCGAGGAUGUCUCUUCCGGCUUCACCGCUGCAGGCCCUCAGGCUUAUGCUACCGGCGCCUUUCAACAAGAUCAACAAAUGCAGCGCCUUCCGCCGCCAUCCGGACGCCGACCGUCUCCCGGUGGAAGAUUUCCCUCUGACUUGCAAGUAAACGCACAACGAGGCUUGGAGCUUCAGGCCUCUGGGGUCAUACCACUCUCGCCUACCAGCGCCACCGGAUCCGGAAUCUCGGGCUCAGGGUCAGAGCACGUGGCUAUUACUGCCGCGGGCCAACUGCCACGCAAAAAUCAACAGCAGUAUGUUCCAUGUGAAAGUGUAAACAGUCAGACGAUGUCAAAUGGUAUCGCCCAACGACGGCCGGAGGACACCUAUCAAGUGAACGGCUAUGGUGCAGCUGAUCCCCAAUUUCAUCACGGACCGUCAUCCCCAUCCAGACCCGUCACAGCUGUUAUGGGUUCCUCCGUCAACGGCGCAACUAUUCCUAGCUAUGCAUCUGGAAGCAUGUUUACCACUAGCAGUCCAUAUACCGGCCCAGAGGCGGGCAUCCACAGUUAUUUUGGACAGCCAUCGAUGUCACAGAGCCGUGAAGAUGUACAGCUGCUGCCUUCCGGGGUUCAAGAUGCGGAGACAAUGUCAAGCCGACGGCAGCCUACGGCUGCUGUGUCAGACAAUAUUGAGACAGCAACAACUACCACUAACUCGGGAGUCUCUAUUGGACAGGUCACUGGUGGCAACGACACUAAGAAACCAAGCGUACUGUCACGCCAGGAGAGUGAGGCUGGGACCAUUUCUAAUUUCCAUAUUCCUGGAGGAUAUCCACGGGCAUCGACGACGGGAUCCAAUUAG
Molecule: messenger RNA, 2856 nt
Organism: Grosmannia clavigera kw1407
Lineage: Eukaryota; Fungi; Ascomycota; Sordariomycetes; Ophiostomatales; Ophiostomataceae
Product: PH domain containing protein
Exons: 2
Coding region: 1-2856 (951 amino acids)
Source: RefSeq, a predicted model, not a curated record